AUGAACUCCUCGAUCGCUUUGGCAUUGUUCUGCCUACUAUCCAUGCACUUUGGUUGCCCUACGGCCAAGCCUGCCACCGACAACGAUGAAGAAAUCAAAGACGUCAAAGAGUAUUUGAAGCGAUUCGACAACUUGGAUGUCGACCAGAUACUAUCGAGCGAUCGCCUAUUGGACAGUCACAUCAAAUGUUACCUCAACACGGCUCCGUGUAUUCCUAUUGCCAGAGAUUUGAAGAGUGAGUAUAUAUUACACGUACCUACAACAGAAAUCAUUUUUUAUUAAAUUAUUAUUCCCUAUUCUUUUUUUUCCUGGUAAUCGGCACUUGAUAUUUUCUUAGAGUUUCUCCAUCGUUGACCUACUUCCAUUUCUCAUGGCCCUCGCGUCUAUUUCGUAAUCUCAACCGAUCGAGGGCCACUUCAACGACAUUCAGUCAUCUUUCCCUGAGUUAGCCUAGGAUUAGCCAAACUUGGUCCUUUUUCCAAUGGUUUUCAAAUUUCAACUGCUUUACUUAUUCUGUUUUCCCCGUGUUCUCUUACGUGAAGCUUAUGAUACUGAUGAUAAUGCGUAUACUUCGUGUGAUGUUACAAUUACUAGAGCCGGCGUGAGGGUAGACGACUCAGACAGUUGUCUAGGGCACCGAAUUUGCUUUUUAGGUAGUAUUAUUUUUUUGAAUAAAUGAAAUAGUUUAGUAGUGAAACAUUGAUAAUUAUAGUUAUUUCGAUUAGCCGUAUAUUAAAAUAGUAUAAGUAUAUUUUUAGUUUAUUUCCUAUGGUUUAACGUAGAAUGUUUGUCGUAUAAUAUAAAUAUAAAAUCCCCGAAUAUUUGUUAUCGUUUAAUCGUUAAAAAUUUUUUUUUUUUUGGACGAUAAUAAAUAAUAUACAUAUUAAUUGGUGAGCAAAUUUAAUUUUUCAAUAGUUCUGUCCAUUUUUGGCAUUAUGUUAUGGGUUUUUGUAUGAAAAAGGCGCCAAUUGGCAUAUUGGCCUGGGGUGUCGUUUAAUAUUACGCCGGCCCAUGAGUCAAUAACGGUAUAAUUUGGUGUUUUUCAGAAGCUUUGCCGAUCGUGGCUUCCAACGGAUGUAAAGAUUGCAACGAAAUACAAAUUAAAAACAUCAAGAAAGCUCUCCUCCAUGUGAAGACGAAAAGAGUCCCGGAAUGGAAUCAAAUGGUCGCAUUGUACGACCCGACGGGAACAAAUCUCAGCAAGUUCCUCAAAGACUAAGAAUGAGGCGUAUCUAGCUGACAGAAAAAAAAAAUAAUAUACCGAUUACAAAAUGGAUCGGUGCAUCACCAGUUUAGCUUUUUUAAGUUUAUAAAGUUACGAUUUAAUAAAUAUACUGCGUGUAGUUUAUUAAAAUAUUCUAUUUUAGAGAAACCUUAUUAUAACUUUUAACUAUCGUAGUUUUAUGUAAGUUUUAUUUUCUUUUUAUCUAUAACUUACUUUUGAUUUGUUUAAUGUAUGUACAAUAAUACUUAUCAAUGUUGUAUUCUACAUAGAUAUUACAUUAUAUAAUAAACUGUUUUUCUUUUUUUCUUUUGAUUUUAAAUACAAAAACACUUCCGAUUAAUAGAAUUUGUGUGUUUGUGUUUUAUUUGAUUUUACACUUCAUUACUCUGGCUUGUGCCAUAAUUACGUUUUUGGUCGCCCCUGCAUGCAUAAGAACAGAAUAUGUGUACAACACACUGGAAUUUUGAACAAUCGAAUUGCUCGCUUUAGACAUUUUUUAUCACUGUAGAAUGUACUGCGCCUUGCCGAACGAAUGUGAAUCGUGCGAGUGUUAAAUUUAAUUAUAAAAAAAAAUUCCGAUAUCGCAUGUUACAAUUCGUGGUCGAAAAAUAAACACGCGUACUCAGUAGGUUGUUACACCGGGUAAACGUUCCAUUGCAUCAUAAAUAAAAAAAUUAUACAAUAAAUUAUGAUUUAUAGUUUUGCAACAAUAAUAUUUUCAUUAUUUAUUUAUGCACAUUAUAUUAUUAUUUCAGAAUAAAUUAUUACUGAACUAAUCAAACUGUCUUCGGGCAAUGAGAAUUCUUAUUAGUCGUCAUAACAACGUUAUUUUUAAUGCACUUAUAAUAGAAAAACAAAACAUGUUUUACAGGUGAUUACAUAAAUUGUUUUAUGCGAUUUUUUUUUGAAAAAAUUAUAACCGGAGAUAAUACGAAUAAAGGUAACGAGCGCACCGUUUUCCGAAAACCCUUAAAUAUAUAGUUACACCGACUUUCGUGUGAGAAUCCCUGAGCUGCGGUAUUCAAAAGUGCAUAACGUACAUGAAAAAACAAUAAAUUAUUACUCGUGUUGAAUAAUAUUGUAGGAUAAGGAUAACACAUUUGUAAAUUAUAAAACAAAGUUACGAACUACCUAUUAUGUAAAUAAAAUACAGCCUUCUGUCACAUUUGUUACGUAAACGUCCUCAACACUACGCAUUUAGGCGCCACUAAACGCAGUUCAACUUUAGUCAUCGCGAUGGUAAAAAUAUGUUGCGCGCAACAUUGAGAAAACAACUCGAUUUUAAUAAAAUGACCCGAAAUAUUCUAAAUGCAAAAAAAUAAUCGUUUUAUAAAAAUAACGCGAUACCCGCGUGUGCUGUUUUCCAAACAGUGAAAACGUGUAGGAAAAUUUAAUUUUUUGUUUUUGUGUACGAAAACGUUUUUAUUUUUUUUCCGUUUAAAAACUCAACUUUUCGACUGAAUAAGACAGUAUACUGGGAAAUUACGUCUUUAUAAGAAAUAUAAUACGUUUAGCACUAAACAAUACUCCCGUCAUCCGUGUGUACUCGAACGAACAAAGGAGAGAUACUUUAAAAACGAUAUAAGUUUACAAUUUAGAUUUUAAUAUAGCAACCUCCCCCUUUUCAAAUGCACAUCCCGUUAGAUUAAGGUCGAGAUAAGGUUAAUUGAUGAACUUAAUAACCAUUUAUAGAUCAUAGUUCUUCCCUACUUCUCCGGUUUAAAUAUUGAACUGGUAUAGGUAAUUCGUAAACAAUGUAAGCGUUAUAAAUACCUAUCAAAAUCGUUUAAAAACUAAUAUCUAUUCGACAUUUUGUUUAACGUAGUGUUUUCCGUUUGAAAUAUACACUGACAUAGACAGUGGCGUGGCGUAGAGUCGUCAGAGGUGUAAGCAAUCCACCGAAAAUUGUAUCUACCUGUACCUGUACCAUUUUUGUUUAAUACCCCUAAAAAACUGCUCUCAAUUUAUACUAUUGUUUUUUUGUCUUAUAUCAGUUCAAUAACCUUUUAUACUUUGUGAUUUCACCUCUGAAAAUGUGUCAAAAACUGUUGGUUAUAUCGUAAGUAUUAAUGACAAUAUUUAUAUUUUUAAUAAAUGAACACUUUACUAACAGUCACGUGUUGGAUAAUUUGAAAUAACAAACGGAAUAAUAUUUUUCGAUUGCCUAUAAUUUGCCUAUAAUUCACAACAUUAUAAUUAGGUACCAAGCACACAGAUUACCGUCCGACGAUAGUCCCGGUGUCGUUCGAACGCAAUGUGUGAAGUAAACAUAACAUAACGACGCCGAUUAAAAUGUAAAACCACUAUGGUUGGUCGUGUAACGCGUACGAUAAUCGCUGAAAUGUCAGCGCCGCCACACCUCAUAGUAAUUCGAAUGCGAUUACUUUUGGGCGUGCUAUAAACUGCGAAUAGUCACGUGCACAGAAACGAGAAAUGGGAAUCGGAAUCGCUUACACGCACGUCCGGUGCAAUAUCGUUUCCGGUAUUCGUAGAAUACGCAUUGCGGAACAGAAGAACCGCGCGCGGAGGUUCGGGCCGCGUUUUGCGAACGGAAUGCGUUCGGCGCGGAUUAACGUGCGCGCAGACACGAACCGACGCUACCGACGGCCGAAACGCGGUAAACAAACGAUAACGAUGUUCAUUUCGGAUUACCGAAUUGCAAAUCACAAUGCCACAGAAAAAUAAUACCGCCAACGGAAUGUAACGACUAUGGAUAAUAAUGUAUUUCAAUUUAAUUUUCACGUUAUUUCACAUCGAUCGUUCGAUUUUAAUAUGUUCGUUUAAAAAUAUACUCGUAACGCAUUAACAACCGGCCACGCGGGCUUUUACGCGGGCCACGCCACUGGACUGUAAUGGGUUACACACAUUACUCGCCAUCAUCGAUAUAGUAGACAACGUAAACCCCAUACGUAAGGCGUACCGUAAUAUUCUUGUCUACAUCACGGGCGCAAAAAAUGGCACUUUUAAUUUUGACGGUGUGACACUAUAGAAUAUAAUAAAUUCUUGUUGUUUUGAAUUUGUUAACAGUCAAAAUUUGAAAAAUAAAUACAUUUUUUUUCGUUUUUUUUUUUUUUUUUUUAAAUUUUUACAGCUUAUGUUUUCCGCCAUAAAUAUUAAUCCAAUAAAAGAACAUUAGCAGAUUUAUUUUUUGAAUUUUUAAUCUAGUUGGUGAAAAAGAAAGUCAUGUUUUUACAGUUUUUUUCUUAAUAAUUGAGCAAAAGCGAAAAUACGUAAAAAGAACGGGAAAAUUUACAAAAAUAAUUCUUUUAUUAUUUUUAGUUUUAUUUUUGUAAUUUGAUCCAGUUAAAGAUAAAUACGGAUACUUGAAAUUCUGGCCGAAAACUUACAUAUAAUUUUGUCAGAUGUGGUAAAACUUUCAAAACAUUUGAGCCAUUUUUUUGAGCUAUUUAUCGACAUUUUAAUUUUGUGAGUUGUUAUGUAAUUUUUAUUCGGUAUAGAUUCCGUAGAAAAAUUGUAAGAUUUAACAAAACUGUUUGAAAAUUUAAUACCUAGGCGAUUAUUAUAAGUCGUACCUACUUAGUGGUUAAAACAAAAAAAAAACAGUUUAAUGUAGUAUUUUUUUUUUUUAUAAGAGUUUUAAAAUCAAACAUUGACGAAAAUCGUAAAUAUUAUGACCUCUCAUAACUCGUUUUACCAAACUUCGUUUUGAAUUAUUUGUCGUUAUCAAUGGCUUUUUGUUAGUUAAAGGUAUAAAUUAAAUAACUUUAUAAAUCCCAUCUCCCUUUAUGAUCGCACCCGUGUCACAGUGGUCCGAAUCGUAAUUUAACUUGCCUAAAUUUAUUAACCUUAAAUUUUAACUGAUACGAGAGUCAGAUAAUGUGAGGACCCAAAUUUUAAAUUCGCUUUUAAAUUGACCCAGGGCUGUAUUAAGAGAUUUUGCGCCCCCGGGCACAACAUUUAUGACGCUAAUUUUUAACAUAAAUUUUUUUUAUUAUUAUAGUAGUGGUGGGUAAUUUUUUUUCCACUGGGGGCCAUAAAAUAAAUUCAGUUUUUGUGUCUUUUUCUCGCUGAUAAUUUAAUUCUCUCUGUUAAGUUUUAGCAAUUUUAACUUAAUAUGCAUUCUCUACACAUUUUUAAUAGUAGGUAUACUAUACAAAAAAAACACAAUUCUCUAAUUUAUAACUUAGGUACUGUCUACCUAAAAUCUACUAUUGCACACAUAAUAAUGAAUGAUAUACAAUUAAUAACAUUUAAUAUAAUAAUAUUUAUGUUUAUUUUACAAUUUUUUUCUUGAUUGAAUAUCGGCAAAAUUAUCUAUAAUGUUUUCAUAUUUAAUUUAUUUUGUUAUGUCUGCUUCGAUAUUUAUUAUCGCAAGUGCAUUUAAUCUCUUUUUAGACAUUUUUGACCUAAAAAUAUGUUUUUACACGACGUAGAGUUAAUAAUGAUUUAAUUUAAGAAAAUUCAUUUUUGUAAAAUAUUUUAAAAACAGUUUCUACAACUCUCACAUUUUACAUUUUGGGGUUCAAGACUAGUUUUAGUCAUUAAUUGUCAUCUUCAUUCAAUAAUUCCAAACUGUAUAAAGUUGCUCUUACAUGAACCUUCAGUAGAUCCAAAUAUUUUAAUACGUUCCACUCCGUCGGCACCUCGUUAAUAAAAUAAUAAAAUAAUUAUUAUAUAUUUUCUUUAAAAAUAUUUGUGUAAUAUUGUACCGAUUUCCCCGUUUUUCCUGGUUUUCCCGUGUUUUUCCUGGUUUUUAACAAUUCCUGGGAAAACUCUUAGAAAAUCGAAAAACUACCUUCUUAAAGUACCUCCCCAGUUAUAUCUAAUUAUAAUAUUAUUACGGAGGUUGAUUAUAUUAUAUCAAUUAACAUUUAUUCUUUUCAGUAUAAAAAAAAAGUGGUAAAUAUCAUUUUAAAAUCAAUAAUAAAUUAUUGCUGCAGACGAUUUUUAAAACAGAAAAUAUUCCAAUCUGUAAUCCAUCAGCUAAUUAAAAUUCGUUAGCAAGCAAGCCAUCGAAAAUUUUCCGAUUGCCCGAUGGAAUAUUCCGUCCCUGAACAUAACUUAAAAUAAACAUCAACACAUUCUUUAAUAAUAUUCAAUACUUAAUAAUGUUGAUCAUAUACAUUAAUAACCAAAUCUUUAACAUUAUAUAUUAUAACUUAUAAUAAACUAAAUCAACAUACCUUCUAAUUAAUUACAAAUAAAUUUCAGAGUAUCAACAAUAUACUUUCACAAUAAUAACAUAACAAUAUGCUAUUUAAAAUUUGAGCCAUUUUUUUGAACUAUUUAGCGUUUUUUUUAAUGUUGCAAGUUUUUACGUUAUUUUUAUUCAAGAGAAACUUUUAAUAAAUUGUAAGGCUUAACACAAUUGUUUGAAAAUUUAAUAGAAGGUUAUUAAUCGUACUUCGAAGUCAAAACAAACAAAUUUAUUUUAAUGUAGUAAUUUUUUUUUUUAUACGAGUUUUAAAAUCAAAUUCUGACGAAAAUCGUAAAUAUUACGGCCUUUCAAAACAUGUAUUUUUAUUUUCGUAUCAAAUCAUUUUUCGUUAUCAAUGGUUUAUCGUUGGUAGCAGGGAUAAAUUAAAUAAUUGUAUGUAUCUCACGUUCCCCACUACCCACCAAAAACAGUAGCCGCGCCCGUACCCGUAUCAGCUCAUCUUAGAGGGAAUACAUUACUAUUUACCGAUGUAAUAUUACACGGUUUUUUAUUGUAUUUUUAUUUUAUUUUGUUUUAAUGAAUUAUUUAAUGUAUAAUUUUCGUGAGUAUAGAUCGCAUACACCGAUAAUUUGACGGCCGCUAAAAUGGGGUCCGUCAUACGAACCGUGACGCGAUUUUUCAUAUAUAAAGACGAUCGACACGGCAUAACAGACAACAAAAGUCCGCCAGACCACUAAAAAGUACACACGGUACCUGCAGUUCACAAGAAAUCGCUUCAGAGACGGAAUUUCAGCUAAAUAUAUCUAUACGUCGUCAUCAUCAUCAUCAUGAAAUCCUCGAUCGCUUUGGCAUUAUUCUGCCUACUGUCCAUGCAUUUUGGUUNUUUGACAACUUGGAUGUCGACCAGAUACUAUCGAGCGAUCGCCUAUUGGACAGUCACAUCAAAUGUUACCUCAACACGGCUCCGUGUAUUCCUAUUGCCAGAGAUUUGAAGAGUGAGUAUAUAUUACACGUACCUACUACAGAAAUCAUAUUUUAUUAAAUUAUUACUCCUAAUUCUUCUUCUUUCCUGGUAAUCGGCACUUGAUAUUUUCUUAGAGUUUUUUCCAUCGUUAACCUACUUCCUAUGUGAAAUUAAUUUUUCUGCUGGUAAUACCUAUACUUUGUGUGAUUUAGAAAUAACAAAAUUAUUUUCUGUUGUUCAGGAGCUUUGCCGAUCGUGGCUUCUAACGGAUGUAAAGAUUGCAACGAUAUACAAAUUAAAAACAUCAAGAAAGCUCUCGCCUAUGUGAAGACGAAAAGAGCCCCGGAAUGGACUCAAAUGGUCGCAUUGUACGACCCGACGGGAACAAAUCUCAGCAAGUUCCUCACAGACUAA
Messenger RNA from Cinara cedri, 7722 nucleotides. NCBI's taxonomy places the organism in Eukaryota, Metazoa, Arthropoda, Insecta, Hemiptera, Aphididae. The record is from the annotation of a GenBank genome assembly.